This is a messenger RNA of Candida tropicalis MYA-3404, 1116 nucleotides long. RefSeq lists its product as uncharacterized. Gene Ontology annotation, molecular function: magnesium ion transmembrane transporter activity. Lineage: Eukaryota; Fungi; Ascomycota; Pichiomycetes; Serinales; Debaryomycetaceae. The record is from RefSeq and is a predicted model, not a curated record. Bases 1 to 1116 code for a protein of 371 amino acids. Gene Ontology annotation, biological process: magnesium ion export from mitochondrion. The transcript has a single exon.
AUGUCACAAUCUUUCACAACUUCAACUAUACCCUUAACAUUCGAACCCCACGAUCAUCACAAAGACCCUCAGGCUCAUCAUCGAACGAAAUCACCACCACCCCCAGCCAAUCAUGAUGACCAAAAUAACGGAGAAGAAAAAGUACAACCAAUUUGGCAAUGUAUGUUAGCUGGUGGAUUUGGUGGUGUAGUGGGUGAUAGUACCAUGCAUUCUUUGGACACUGUUAAAACUAGACAACAAGGAUUGUCACAUAAUCCAAAAUAUAAAAACAUGGUACCAGCAUAUAGAACAAUACUAAAAGAAGAAGGGUUCUUUCGUGGAUUAUAUGGUGGAUAUACACCAGCAGUAUUGGGAUCUUUCCCUUCAACAGCAGCAUUUUUUGGAACAUAUGAAUAUUCCAAACGAAAGAUGAUUAAUGAUUGGCACAUAAAUGAUACAUUCGCUUAUUUUAUUGCAGGAGUGCUAGGUGAUUUGGCAUCAAGUGUAUUUUAUGUUCCUUCUGAAGUGUUGAAGACAAGAUUACAAUUACAAGGUAAGUACAAUAAUCCGUACACAAAAGAAUGCGGGUAUAAUUAUCGAGGUUUAUGGAAUGCAAUUGUAACUAUAUAUAAAACUGAAGGACCAAGAACGUUUGUUUUUGGCUAUAAAGAAACAUUGUUCAGAGAUUUACCAUUUAGUGCGUUACAGUUUUCAUUCUACGAAACUUUCCGUAGUUGGGCUAUCUAUUCAAAUCUGGGUUCGGAUGACUUGCCAAUUUCUGCAGAAUUAUUCACAGGUGCCGCAGCUGGGGGUUUAGCUGGUGUGUUGACAACACCGCUUGAUGUUAUUAAAACACGUAUUCAAACAGCAAUGAAUACUGCAGAAUUGGGUAGUUCGAUAUCUGACAAACAUAUAAUUACCAAUCCUGUUGUUAGGUUACUAAACAGGAAUGCUACAUUGAAAGCAUUGGUAUCGAUAUAUAAACAUGAAGGUAUACUAGGAGCCUUUUCUGGAGUUGGACCCAGAUUUAUCUGGACCGGUAUUCAAAGUUCAAUUAUGCUUUUGCUUUACCAAAUGGCACUAAAGCAAUUGGAUUUGUUUUCCGGUAACAACUCCGAUAAAAAACUAGAUUCAUAG